Messenger RNA from Eurytemora carolleeae, 3850 nucleotides. Its product is annotated as dual oxidase. Gene Ontology annotation, molecular function: heme binding; superoxide-generating NAD(P)H oxidase activity; calcium ion binding. The coding region runs from base 1 to 3762 and encodes 1253 amino acids. NCBI's taxonomy places the organism in Eukaryota, Metazoa, Arthropoda, Copepoda, Calanoida, Temoridae. Gene Ontology annotation, cellular component: plasma membrane; NADPH oxidase complex. Gene Ontology annotation, biological process: superoxide anion generation; defense response; response to oxidative stress. The transcript has 46 exons. The record is from RefSeq and is a predicted model, not a curated record.
AUGUACAUAUAUUCUAGAGCUAACCAAAACCCCGCCCUGCUUGUGUUUGGUAUUCUAUUCUAUCGAUGGCACAAUAUCCUAGCUGGCAGGGUCAGUUCUCAGCAUCCUACCUGGACAGAUGAAGAUAUAUUUCAGAGUGCUCGGCGACUGAACAUUGCAAGUCUGCAAAAUAUAAUUGCAUACGAAUAUCUUCCGGCAUUUCUGGGCGAGGGUAUCCCAAAAUAUUCAGGUUACAACUCAGAUAUCCACCCUGGCAUAUCACAUGACUUUCAAUCCGCAGCGUUCAGGUAUGGACACACCCUGAUUCCUCCUGGUAUUUACCAACGAGGUGCUCUAGAAAGAGUUAAAUCUUCAAGAAAAAGACGGAAUUCCACCGUUCUUCAAGAGAAAAUCAAAUGUAACUUCCUGAAGGCUCCAGAUGGAUCAUCUGCAACAAGGAACGCGGCCAUCUUGACAAGACGUCAUUUUGAAAAGAUGCUUUUUAAAAAAAAAACGACAUCUGACGGCAUCUUUUGUAUAAAGGUGUUUGGGCCCAAAGUUGAGAACAUCUUACGAGGUAUGAGUUCUCAAAUAGCGGAGAGGGAAGAUGCAACUCUUUGUGCAGAUAUUAGAAAUAAGGUAGAAAAAUGUUUGUUCUUUCUAAUGUAUUUUGGUCUUCAACCAGUUUCAAAUUGGAGUGACAUAAACCCGAAAUUGUAUAAGGAGGACCCAGAAAUAUUCCAUAAACUGGAAAAUCUUUACGGACCUCAGGGUCUUCAGGAUAUUGAUCUGUAUAUUGGAGGUAUGCUGGAGUCGGAUGAGGGACCUGGACCACUUUUUAGGAAUAUAAUCAAGGAUCAGUUCCAACGAAUACGAGAUGGGGAUAGAUUUUGGUUUGAAAAUAGAGACAGCAACAUAUUCACAGAUGAAGAAAUUGAAGCAAUUAGAAGUAUAACGCUCUGGGAUAUUAUUGUAAAUGCUACAGAUGUUCAACCAGAGGAAAUUCAGCGGGAGGUAUUUUACUGGCGUGAUAAUGAUCCUUGCGGUCAGCCUCGACAAUUGUCUCAUGUUGACAUGAAACCAUGUUUACAUCAUCAAAAAUUCGAUUAUUUUCAGGGUAGUGAGAUGGCAUAUAUCUAUGGUAUAAUGCUAGUGGUUGGGUUCCCCCUCCUGGCCGGGUUCCUGGCCUACCUGGCCAUCAAGUACACCAACUCUUCCAGGAGGAAGAUAAAAGCUGCAAAGUUUACUCGAAAUGAGAGUAAACUUAGCUUGGAUAAGAUUACUGUUCGUGAAAUGAUUGAAGAAGACUCGUACAGAUUCGUCAAAGCUAAAUUUGGUCCAAACUCAACUCUACAAACUAUUGAUAGGAAAGGAAAUAUUCUUACUAAAAUUGACUUCAGCUCAAAACAAACUGUCACGGUCAAGGUGAAUGUAGAGAAUGAAGGAGAAUAUUUAGCCCUGAUUAAAGCAAAGGAUUAUCAUGAUAUAGUGUUUUCAUUUGAUAAGGAAGCUGAAAGAAAACGAUUUCUAUUGAAGGUUGAAGGAUUACUGGCCAGUACUCAGUGUAUAAUGGAAACUGUAAUUACCAAUGGUAAAACUAUAGUAAGUACUGCUGAGACUAAAGCAAAGCGGGAGAAGAAACUAGAACAUUUCUUCCGGGAGGCGUAUUCCGUUACAUUUGGACUAAACCAACAUAAACAAACGAAGAGUUUUGGUUCUUCUGAUGUAAUGUCAAUAUGUCUAAGUAGAGAGGAAUUUGCCAGUGCUCUAGGCAUGAAACCUAAUGAUAUGUUUGUCAGGAAAAUGUUCCGAAUUGUUGACAAGGAAAACAAUGGAAGAAUUUCAUUUAAAAAUUUUCUGGAUACCGUCAUACUUUUCACUAAAGGGCGUGUGGAUGAUAAAUUACGAAUAAUCUAUGAUAUGUGCGAAGAGGAUUCUAAUGGUCUAGUGGAUAAAAACGAUUUUAAGGAUAUGUUGGCCAGUCUGAUAGCUCUGGCUAAAACUGAUAAAAUCCCGAGUUCUGACGUAUCUGAUCUUAUCAGCUCAAUGUUCCAGACAGCGGGGAUAGAGAAUACUUCUAGUAUUUCUUAUGCUGAUUUCCAGAAGUUGAUGGGUCAGUUUAAGGGAGAUUUACUUACUGUUGGCUUGGAUUGCAAGGGAGCACAUCAUAAUUUCCUUGACACAACAUCAAAUGUUGCACGAAUGACAAAUUUUAAGCUAGAAGAUGAAACUGAAACACAAGGUGUCUGCAAAUCCUCCCUGAGUUCUAGAUGGGAGAGCCUGGUGGUUUAUUUAGAGGAGAAUAGGCAGGCUUUGUUCUAUAUUAUUCUCUUCUAUGCAGCUACAUUCGGACUUUUCAUAGAGAGGUUUAUGCAUUAUUCCUUUAUGGCGGAGCAUACAGAUCUCAGACAAGUGAUGGGAGUAGGUAUUGCAAUAACGCGUGGGUCUGCUAGUGCUUUAACCUUUAGCUACUCUGUUCUUUUGCUCAGUGUUUGCAGAAAUCUUAUCACAAAACUCAAGGAACUUUCUCUACAUCAAUAUAUACCUUUAGAUCUACAUAUACAGUUUCACAAGAUCUGUUCCUGUACUGCCCUGUUCUUCUCCCUUGUACACACGGCCGGCCAUCUUGUAAACUUCUACCACGUGUCUACCCAGCCUGUACAUCAUCUACAGUGCAUGUCAAGAGAAAUAAAUAUUCCUGCAGGGGUCAACCCUAAUAUUACAUACUGGCUCUUUAAUACACUUACAGGGAUAACAGUAAACCUUUUUAACAUAUUUAGGAUAACUCAAGCACCUAAAUUCUGGUUGUUUGUAAUGGGCCCUGGAAUUAUUUAUAUUCUGGACAAAAUUGUUAGCCUUAGAAGAAGCUACCUAGAGUUAGAUAUUCUUGAGACGACCCUGCUACCCUCUGAUGUUAUAAGAAUCAAGUUCUAUCGACCUCCUAACUACAAGUUUCUUUCAGGGCAGUACAUAAAAGUUUCCUGUACUGCAAUUCAACCUGAGGAGUUUCAUAGUCUUACCAUCACAUCAGCUCCACACGAAGAUUUUCUUUCAGUGCACAUCAAGGCAAUAGGACCAUGGACUUGGAAACUGAGAAACUAUUUUGAUCCAUCUCUAAAUCCAGAGACAGAUACAGAAGAGGUUGAGGCGGAGAGUGGGCUACGACGGCGGAGAUCUCUCUCCGCCGCUCCUCUAGUGGCAAAGAUCCGCCUCCAAGGACCGUUUGGCGGAGGAAACCAAGACUGGUAUAAGUUUGAAGUGGCAGUUAUGAUUGGAGCAGGAAUUGGCGUCACUCCGUAUGCUUCUAUUCUAAAUGAUCUGGUGUUUGGAACUUCAACUAAUCGGUACUCAGGAGUAGCAUGUAAAAAGGUUUAUUUUCUGUGGAUUUGUCCAUCACAUCGAUAUUUUGAAUGGUUUAUCGAUGUACUGAGAAGCGUUGAGAGGAAGGAUGUCACAAAGGUUCUAGAAAUGCACAUCUUCAUAACACAGUUCUUUCAUAAGUUCGAUUUAAGAACAACAAUGUUGUACAUUUGUGAAAAUCAUUUCCAACAGCUUUCAAGGCGAAGUCUUUUUACCGGACUUAGAGCACAGAACCAUUUUGGUAGGCCUGAUAUGGAGGCAUUUUUCAAAUUUGUUCAGAAGAAGCACAGCUAUGUGAGUUCUGUUGGAGUGUUUAGUUGUGGCCCAAGGGCUGUUACCCGAGCUAACAAUACAGCAUGUGAACUUGUAAAUAGGAAUAAAAAACUUCCAUAUUUCAAACAUCACUACGAGGGGUUCGGUUAGAAGAUGCAGCUGUUGUUAUUGUUAUAUAUUUAGACUAAUUAGUCAUUGUAUAUUUAUUACAACUCAAAUAUAUAUUUAAACAUAUUAA